CCCACAGAGCUAGAGGUUCCCCUCCUCGGCCUGCCUGCUCCUUUGCCAAGAGCGCCGAACAGGAAGAAGCAUACACUUGAAGGCGCUCCUGGGGCAGUGAGGUUAUGAACAAGGACGGUACCCACAGACUGAGCAGGAGCAUAUGGGCAGGAGACAAGGAAUACUGCCCACCACGCAAGCAUUAGCCUAUCAAAAAGACCCCUGUCUGUAGAGAGAGAUCAGGUCUCUGAACCCCCACCACCAUGAACUGGAACAUGAUCAUCUCGGGGUUCGUUAUCGUAGUGAUCAAAGCUGUUGGAAUGACCUUGUUUCUGCUGUAUUUCCCACAGGUUUUUUACGAAAGUAAUGAUGGCUUCAUCCCCACGGAGAGCUACGGAACCACUCAUGUGCAGAAUGUCUCACAGAUCUUCGGGGGGAAUGAUGAAAGCGUCGUGCCUACAAGGAGCUACGGAACAGCCUGUCCCAAGGACUGGGAUUUUCAUCAAGGGAGAUGUUUCUUCUUCUCCACCUCUGAAUUGCCCUGGAAAACCAGCAGGGAUGACUGUGUGGCAAGAGGAUCCACGCUGGCAAUUGUCAACACACCAGAGAAACUGAAGUAUCUUCAGGACAUAGCUGGUGCUGAGAAGUACUUUGUUGGUUUGAGACGUCAGUCUGGAGAAGCAAGGUGGCGCUGGAUCAACAACUCUGUGUUCAGUGGCAAGACCAACAACAAUGAGGCAACUGACGAUGGACUGAAAUCUCCAAAACCUUUCGAUAAGUUAUUUAUCCCAGGCAUUUGUUGCAGUGGUGCAAGGCUUGAUAUCACAGCCUGUAUUUCAUUCCGUGGUUGGAAAUUUUGUUUAUCCCUUUAUCAUCUGGAUGAUAUCUAAGCUUUUCCAUUUGUCAACUGCUACAACUAUUACAAGCGUUCACUUCUGUACCUAGGAGUGUGACUGCUAGUUCAUGUAGCUACGUGACACAUUAUUUAAAGAACUUUCGUUUUUCAAAAGCUAUUGAACAACCACACCUUCCCAUCAGUAAUGUAUAUGGACGCCAAUAUUUUCGCAUCCUCGCUGACGUAUGCUGCUGUCUAUCUACCUUGCCUUGUGUUUCCCAUAGCGAUUUCGGGUUGUAUUUGAUUACCAUUCUCCAUCAUCUGAUGAUGGAUUAGAAGCAUCUUUCACGUACAUACCACACUCUUCCACUAAAGACAUAAGAAAAGGAUGGGGUCGUAUCAACACAUACCUGACUCUCUUAAUGUUGUUGAACUUUCAGCUUCUGUGUUUUAAGAUCUGGAUUUAUCGCUCCGUAAUUGUGUUUUUAUGCCAGGCUGAAGAUGAAACUGGGGUCUUUGUACAUACUAAGCUAUCAUUCUGCCAACAAGUUACAACUUCCUUGUUUUAUCUUUUUUUAGUAAAUUUUAUAUAACAACUUACAUAUAAAUAAAAAAUAUCACACACGAAAAUGAACCAGGCCCAAAAUCUAUACAAUUCAAUGAAUUUAUAUACAUUUAGGUUUGGCAUUUGAAAUGAAAGCUGUGGAGCUUUACGUUACAUUUUACAUUUUCAGGGGUGAAAGUGUGUUUUAAGCACUUAUCCACCACUCAAGCCAAAAAAAUUUUUUGACAGAAUUAGAACUUUAUAACUAGAAAAAACAAAUAGCAUUUUUAUCCUCUUUCAUAACUGUUUUUCUUCAAAGCCAAACUCUUGUUACACAGUUCAUGCCAGCCUAGAAAUCACUGUGUAACCCAGCAUAGCUACAGUGCCUCUUGAGUGCUAACGUUACAGGUAAGCAUCCAAAACAGCGCCAAAGCAUCAUGACUUAACAUCAGGACUGCUUAACCAACUCUGUCCUUAUUUGGGGAAAUAUGUGUGUGGUGAAGAAGAUCUCGGGUCUGUGGUAAAUAUUAAGGGUAGAAGUGUGACUUAGUGCAUCCUUUAAGACAAACAAGAGAGGUCCAAUUGUUUUAUUUUUGUGUAGUAAAUUAGUAUACGUUUGCGGAAAUUAAAGGAGCAGUAAAAGGU
Messenger RNA from Mesocricetus auratus (golden hamster), 2003 nucleotides. RefSeq names its product C-type lectin domain containing 5A (gene Clec5a). The transcript is spliced from 7 exons. The record is from RefSeq and is a predicted model, not a curated record. Gene Ontology annotation, molecular function: virus receptor activity. Lineage: Eukaryota; Metazoa; Chordata; Mammalia; Rodentia; Cricetidae. The coding region runs from base 243 to 869 and encodes 208 amino acids. Gene Ontology annotation, biological process: innate immune response.